Molecule: messenger RNA, 1147 nt
Organism: Hibiscus syriacus
Lineage: Eukaryota; Viridiplantae; Streptophyta; Magnoliopsida; Malvales; Malvaceae
Product: RING-H2 finger protein ATL29-like
Exons: 1
Coding region: 14-994 (326 amino acids)
Source: RefSeq, a predicted model, not a curated record
UGGCAAUGUCGCCAUGCUUUUCUCUUCCUUCUACACAACCAACAAACAAAAGAAACCAAUCCCAUUGUCUCUCACCAAUGCAAAAACACUCGGUCGGAAUCAUCUACACUCCGGCCACCGACACCCUGUUUAUUCAAUGUCGUCGUUUCAUAGUCAUGCCGAAGGACCUUCCACAUCGAGCACUGCCCCACCAUUGGCUAUAAUUAUAUCAGUAGUUUUGCUCGUUUUGUUCGCCUUUGCUUUUCUCACGGUAUGCUUCUGCAGGUGCUUCCUGCAAAGCCUUGUUAGAAUGUGGAGUCGACAGCAGAAUCCUCCUGGUGCUGUCGAUGCUGCUGCAGGUGCCGAUAUGAAUACCGGUCUAGACCCUGAACUAAUUGAAGCUUUCCCUACAUUCUAUUAUUCAACCGUCAAAGAGUUUCGUUGUGAAAAAUACGGUCUAGAAUGUGCUAUUUGCUUAGGAGAGUUCAACGAUGAUGAUAUGCUUCGACUUUUGACGAUUUGUUGCCAUGUUUUCCACAAAGAAUGUGUUGAUCUAUGGCUCGAGUCGCAUAAGACUUGUCCGUUUUGUCGUGGGGAACUAGACGAGCCAAGGCAGUCACUAGACAAGUCUCCAUUUGUUGUUCGUAGCAAUUCCAUGCAUGAAAUUGGAGCAAAUCAAAGUCCAUUACAAGAUUGUUUUUGUAUCGACAUUAGAGAAGAUAACAUCAGCGACACAGUUGGUGGGGGCGAAGACAAAGCACCAACUUCUUCAAAUACAAGACAACGGCAUCAUAGGAUCCCCAAAUUUUCGAGAUCGAAUUCAACCGGCCACUCCAUAUCUAGGACUAGAGAAGAGGAUAGAUAUACUUUGAGAUUGCCUGAACAUAUCAAAACAAAAAUUGUAAGGGGACACAAGAUGGCGAGAAGCUGUAUCGCAUUCGGCGAUUUUGCCAGCCCCUCCGAGUACAAGAAUCAACGUUUUCGUGAAACAUCAGACAUGUCGAGGAGACGAUAAAGUUUUAAGUUUAUAGGAUUUUCUUUUAUUCUUACAAAACCUCAUUUUUGACAUUAUCUUAGGAAGAUCUACGUAGUGUUUACUGCAACCAAAAUGUGACAACCUUUUCCAAUUCUUAUUGUUUUUUAGCCUGAACCAGAAAGAUCAAAAUUA